Oncorhynchus nerka (sockeye salmon) is the source of this 3081-nucleotide messenger RNA. Its product is annotated as spindlin-Z-like. The coding region runs from base 289 to 1071 and encodes 260 amino acids. The record is from RefSeq and is a predicted model, not a curated record. The transcript is spliced from 7 exons. NCBI's taxonomy places the organism in Eukaryota, Metazoa, Chordata, Actinopteri, Salmoniformes, Salmonidae. Gene Ontology annotation, biological process: gamete generation.
AUACGGUCAUAGCUUUAGGGUUGCAUACAAACGGAGCUGGAGGAAAUGCGAGAGGGAACCAAUUAAUUCGAUUUACAAUUCAUCGGGAAUGACAGCCUAUUAGGCUAGUGGCAAGGCUCCCACAUUGUCUUGAUACCCAUAUCCGAGUCUGCUUUCCUGCACUGGAUGGGAGUGAUCCUCCCACCUAGUGCCACCACCUGCAUUCUGUCCCUCUCUCUCCUGAUUCCCUAGUAGAUACAUUGUCACCCUAUAGUCUGGUAGCCUGGCUGCUCACCUACAUGUAUAUCAAUGAAGACCCCAUUUGGAAAGACGCCAGGCCAGCGCCCCAGAGCUGAUGGGGGUAAUACUGGGGUAUCUGCAAAUCUGAUCAAGAGGAAAAAUUCCCACAAGAAGCAGAAGAAUGUUGGUCCAAGCAAGCCUAUUGCCCAACCCAGACGAAACAUAGUGGGUUGCAGGAUAACGCACCAGUGGAAGGAAGACACCAAGGUUUCCCAGUGGAAAGGAACAGUUCUCGAUCAAGUCCCUGUCAACCCAUCUCUCUACCUGAUCAAGUAUGAUGGAUUUGACUGCAUCUAUGGACUUGAGCUUCACAAAGAUGAGAGGGUGCAAGGCCUGGAGGUUUUACCAGACAGAGUUGCUCCAGCUCGUGUCAGUGAUGCACAGCUAGCAGAAACCAUGAUAGGCAAAGCAGUGGAGCACAUGUUUGAGCAAGAUGAAGGACCAAAGGAGGAGUGGAGGGGCAUGGUGCUAGCACGGGCUCCCAUUAUGAACACAUGGUUCUACAUCACUUAUGAAAAGGACCCUGUUUUGUACAUGUACCAGCUCUUGGAUGACUACAAAGAGGGGGAUCUCCGGAUAAUGCCUGAUUCAAAUGACUCGACCCCAUCAGAGAGAGAGCCUGGCGAAGUGGUGGAUAGCCUUGUUGGCAAACAAGUGGAAUAUGCCAAAGAGGAUGGCGGCAAAAGGACAGGCAUGGUUAUCCAUCAGGUUGAUGCCAAACCCUCUGUGUAUUUCAUCAAGUUUGAUGACGACUUUCACAUCUACGUCUACGAUUUAGUAAAAACGUCUUAGGGCAUUGAGAAAAUCAUUGAUUCACAGACCGUGGCAAAUGUUUUCAGGAUUUCUUUGAGACAAGACAAUUCCUUCACAGGCUACGAAUGUGAAACUUGUCAUUUCCUGUGUCACUGCUUCCAAUGCGAAAGCUAUUAGUGUACUUUGUCUGAAGUCCACUUUUGUUUGAAAAGAAGAGACCUCUGCAGAAUUCACCAUGUCUGAAAAUUUACUCUGUUCAAUUGGGCCAGACACCAGGAGCCUAAUCCCAAAGUUUUUCUUAACAUGAAAGAAAAGUGAGAAUUUUGUGGUGGGUUUUCUUGUCUAUGAUGCUGUAAAUGAAUUCUUGUGAGGUUCUCGUAACAUGUUUCUACCACUUUUGUUGACUUGUGGGUUUAACAUCCUCAGAAUUUAGCAUGCAUCAGUCUAACAGCUGUGGUCCUUUGUAGCCCAGUUGGUAGAGCAGGUUAGUGGAUUCGAUUCCCCCAUCCAUAUGUCAAAUGUAUGCACGCGUGACUAAGUCGCUUUGGAUAAAAGCGUCUGCUAAAUGGCACAUUACUGUAUCAGUCAAACCUAGUAAUCAGUUUAAAAAGAAAGGUAUUACAUGAAAUUCUGUGAUUUAAUUUUAUUCCUUAAUUCUCUACUUGUAUGAACUGCCAUUGUGAAAUUGUCCUUCACAUAAGGCUAGUUUCUGAGACCAAGGAAAUCCAAGAGCUUCUUCCUUUUAGUUUUUAAUCAGUGUUAUUUUAUGUCGGCCACACUUGCAUUCUCCCGAAAUGGGUGUCUAAGACCUCUACUACUCUGUCAAAUCGAAAUUGUAUUAGAGUAAUUUGGCUGAUUGGUUGUGCAAAGUUAAUCAAUUAUUUUAAUUCUAAUAUUUUUUGUUUACUGUAUCUUUUAGAUAUGAUUUUAGUUUCCUUCAACCUGAAAUUAUUAGUUUUGUUAUUUAAUACUCUAUCAUCCAAAUCUGAUUUCAAAUUUGUAUUAUCACAUUUCACUCUUACUCCUUUGCUAGAGCUACUGUAUUGCAAAUUUGUUGUCAAAAACACUAAAAGGAUACUGAUUGAUACACAUAACUAACUAUACACUGAGUGGACAAAACAUUAAGAACACCGUCCUAACAUUGAGUUCCACCUACUACCAUAACCCGCCCUGGCACAUACUAACCUCAUCCAUUGGCACUUAAAUGGGCACUUGCCUCUUCACCCUUUGAAUGGCACGCAUACACAAGCCAUGUCUCAAGGCUUAAAAAUCUUUUUUUAACCUGUCUUCUCCUCCUCAUCUACACUUGUAGUGUAUUGAACAGGUGACAUCAAUAAGGGGAUCAUAGCUUUCACCUGAUCAGUGUGUCAUGAAAAGAGCAGGUGUUCUAAAUAUUUUGUAUACUCAAUGUACAUGAAAGACGAUUAUAAAUGAGGUUUACAAGAAAUAUAGUGUAGCAAUCAUCUUGUUAGCAUUGUGAUCCAUUUGGAAGUAUUUUUACGACUUACCUUCAAUUCUUCAUGCCUGUUUCAUGUCUAUGUGCCAUAUAUUUUCAGAGUGAUAGAUCUCAGAAAUGUUUCUAUCGAAAUUGUCUAAAUUGAUUAAGCAAAGGGCCUGUUAAUGUUCUAAUGGAUUUUGGGUCAUAUGCCACUGAGCCACCUACCAUCAAUGAGGUUAAUUUUGAAAAUGUCAUUGUUUAAUUGAAUUCAGCAUCAAUCCAAUCCAUACGUUUAUUUCUCAUUUAAGCAAAUAUGAAUUGUUUGCUGUUUUCUGACCUGAGCCUAGGUUGAUUUCAUGAUUUAACUUGAUACUGUAUAAUAGUAUUAUACAUCACUUGCAACAUUUUGAAUUUCAUCCAAGGAUUUAGAAAGAUAUUUAAAUGGUCAACAUGUCAUGGUUAUUUUAGAAUUGUUGUAUUGUUAGCAUGUUCAAAUUGUGUUACUGAAGCCUACAGUGCAUUUGGAAAGUAAUUCAGACACCUUGACUUUUUCCACAUUUUGUUAUGUUACAGCCUUAUUCUAAAAUGGAUUAAAUAUUUGUUUUCCCCUA